GACCAGCUGGGCAACAUAGUGAGACCCCCAUCUCUGCCCGCCCCACCAAAAAAAUUAACUGGGCGUGAUGGUGUGCACCUGUAAUUCCAGCUACCCUGGAGGCCCAGGCAGGAGAAUCGCUUGAGCCCAGGAGGUCCAGGCUGCAGUGAGCCAAGAUUAUGCCACUGCACUCCAGCCUGCUCAACAGAGCAAGACCCUGUCUCAAAAGAAAAAAAGCUAUGGGAGAGCAAUGUAUUCUCUUUUUUUUUGAGAGAAAGUUUUGCUAAUGUUGGGCAGGCCGGAGUGCAAUGUUGUGAUCUUGACUCACCACAAACUCCACCUCCUGGGUUCAAGUAAUUCUCCUGCCUCAGCCUCCCGAGUAGCUGGAAUUAAAGGAGACCACCACCAUGACCAGGUAAUUAUUUGUAUUUUUAGUAGACAUGAGAUGUCACCAUGUUGGCCAGGCUGGGCUCCAGCUUCUGACCUCAGGUGAUUCGCCUGCCUCAGCUUCCCAAAAUACUGGGAUUACAGGCAUAAGCCACCUCGCCCAGCCACCCAUGUAUUCUUGAUUGAAAAAAUUUGCUUAUGUCUUAGUUCUACAACUGACCUUUUUUCAUUGUUUUCAAGGUCAAUAGCUGUGUGUUCACCCUUCUGCAUUUUAUUUUACGUAUUUAUUUGUUUUUUGAGACGAAGUUCACUCUUGUCGCCCAGGCUGGAGUGCAGAGGCAAGAUCUCGGCUCACCACAACUUCUACCUCCCAUGUUUAAGCAAUUCUCCUGCCUUGGCCUCCCAAGUAGCUGGGAUUAUAGGCCUGUAUCACUGACCCCACCUAAUUUUUGUGUUGUUUUUGUUUUUACUUUUUGUUUUUUGAUGGAGUUUUCACUCGUUACCCAGGCUGGAGUGCAAUGGCGCCAUCUCGGCUCACCGCAACCUCCGCCUCCUGGGUUCAGGCAAUUCUCCUGCCUCAGCCUCCUGAGUAGCUGGGACUACAGGCACGCGCCACCAUGCCUAGCUAAUUUUUUGUAUUUUUAGUAGAGACAGGGUUUCACCACGUUGACCAGGAUGGUCUCGAUCUCUUGACCUCGUGAUCCACCCGCCUCAGCCUCCCAAAGUGCUGGGAUUACAGGCGUGAGCCACCGCCCCCAGCCCAGUUUUUGUGUUUUUAGUAGAGACAGAGUUUCACUAUGUUGGUCAGACUGGUGUUGAACUCCUGAUCUCAGGUGAUCUACCCACUUUGGCCUCCCAAAGUGCUGGCAUUAUAAGUGUGAGCCACUGCACCCAGCCUCACACUUCUGCAUUUUAUAAAUGUUGCUGUGACUUUCUUAGAAAGAAGAAUUAAAUGUAGGGAAUUAAUGGCAUCAGAACCUUGCAAAAGAAGUUUCUUUAGCCCAGGUAUGUAAUGGAUGGUUCUCUAAUUUUUAAUGAUUGGGGUGAUAAAGACCAACCCUUCCCAUUAGCCCUUCCAGGCCACCAUGUGAGAAUUCAGGCACACCUUCUCACUCAUCUCAGACUUUUUCAGAGUAACGUGGUGUGAAUGUCUCCCUCUCUGAGCGUCAGUGACUCUCCCUACAACUUGGAGAUGAGAGGCUAGACCAGAAAAGCUCAACCUGAGUGACCCUGGCCCUGGAAAUUUUUGGCAAAAUAGAGUGCGUGUUUGGGUGUGGCUUUUCUUCUGGGACAGGGGAGUGACCAGUUGUAAUUAGAAUUUUCAAUGUCAUGCAAUACCCCAAAAAUUAAAAAAAAAAAAAAGAAGAAGAAGAAUGGAAGAAACAUAGGUGUAGACUCAGAGAUCAUCUUCCAUGGCCCUUCUCUGUAUUAGGAUAUCACAGCUCAAUCUAAAGCAGGUCAUGUCGGUCCCUGGUAGGGAACCCUCUACCGGCUUCCUGCGUUCCCCAGGACAAAAGCCUGACUCCUCCGUGUGGCUCCACAGCCCUGUGUCCAGGGCCCUGGCCCAUGUCCAGCCUCCUCCUGGGAGCCUGCCCUCAUCUCAUGACUCCCUCUGCCCCAGUCACAGUUGCUUAUCAGUCAGUCUCUAUCACGUGACUCAUGUUUUAUUAUCUCUUCAUCAAUCACAUAAAAAUGCUCUUUUUUUUUCUUUUCUAUUUUUGUUUUUGUUUUUUGGAACAGAGUUUCACUUUAUUGUCCAAGCUGUGAGUGUAGUUUCAUGAUCUUGGCUCACUGUAACCUCUGUCUUCUGGGUUCAAGCCAUUCUUGUGCCUCAACCUCCCAAGUAACUGGGAUUACAGUUGUGUGCCACCACACCCAGCUAAUUUUUGUAUUUGUAUUUUAUUUUUUAUAUUUUUGAAAUGGAUGGCCAGGCACUGUGGCUCACACCUAUAAUCCCAGCACUUUGGGAGGCCAAGGCGGGUGGAUCACAAGGUCAAGAGAUCGAGACCAUCCUGGUCAACAUGAUGAAACCCCAUCUCUACUAAAAAUACAAAAAUUAGCUGGGCACGGUGGUGCGCACCUCUAGUCCCAGCUACUCGGGAGGCUGAGGCAGGAGAAUUGCUUGAACCCAGAAGGCGGAGGUUGCGGUGAGCCGAGAUCGUGCCAUUGCACUCCAGUCUGGGUAACAACAGUGAAACUCCUCAAAAAAAGAGAAAUGGAGUUUGGCUCCUGUUGCUCUGGCUGGACUGCAAUGGUGCGAUCUCAGCUCACCACAACCUCUGUGUCCUGAGUUCAGGCGAUUCUCCUACCUCAGCGUUUUGAGUAGCUGGAAUUAAUGGCAUAUGCAACCAUGCCCAGCUAAUUUUUUGUAUUUUUAGUAGAGACAGGGUUUCCCCACAUUGGCCAGGCUGGUUUCAAACUCCUGAUCUCAAGUGAUUAACCCACCUCAGUCUCCCAAAGUUCUGGGAUUACAGGCAUGAGCCACUACGCCCGGCUGAAAUUCAUUAUUUUAUAAAAUUCUUUGUUGUCAUGGGAGAAAAAUGUUUGAAGACUUGGUCCCUGCCUGAUCUGGGUUCCCAGGACCUCUCUGACCUCAUCUCCUGCCUGUGUCCUCCUCACUCCCUCUGCUCCAGCCACACAGGCCUCUUUCCUGUUCCUGGGGCCAAGGUUGCUCCUACCUCAAGGCCCUCACGUGGGCCGUGUCUCUGCUGGAACUCACUGGCCCCGCAAGUGCAGGCACAGGCACACCUCCUUCCCCGGUGUCUGUUCUGAUAUCACCUCUCAGUGGGGACUUCUGUGACCCACCUCCCAGUGAGCACUGCAGCCACACCCUCACCCCACCUCUGGUCCAUAUUGGCUGUUCUGCAUGCUUCUUUUUUAUUCUUCACCUUCCACCGCCUCGGUACUGAUGAUCCAAGGCCCCAGGGGGAGAGCAGAGCCUAAUCGGGGCUGCGCUGGGCUCGCCUCCUCCUCCUCCGAGUGGAUCUCAACUGUGGCUUCACAGUAGAGUGCUGGGGAAUUUACACGAUAUCUUUUAUGCUCCAGAGAUUCUCCUUCACACACUCAGGGUUGAAAGGUUGAAGUACAAUAGCACAAUCUCAGCUCCCUGCAACCUCUGCCUCCCUGGUUCAAGUGAUUCUCCUGCCUCAGCCUUCCAAGAAUCUGGGAUUACAGGACUGUCUUCUAAAGACUCUUGAUACGUGAGGAAGAACCCCGGAAGAAAAAGAGGAAAGCAAAGGAGUCAGGGAUGGCUCUUCCUCAGGGUCUAUUGACAUUCAGGGAUGUGACCAUAGAAUUCUCUCAGGAGGAGUGGAGAUGCCUGGACCCGGCUCAGAGGACUUUAUACAGGGACGUGAUGCUGGAGAACUACAGGAACCUGGUCUCCCUGGAUAUCUCUUCCAAAUACAAGAUGAAGGGGCUCUUGUCAACAGCACAAGGCGAUACAGACGGGUUCCACACAGGGAUAUUAGAUAGACAUGAAAGUCAUCACAUGGGAGAUUUCUGCUUCCAGGAAAUUGACAGAGAUAUUCAUGAUUUUGAGUGUAGAAAUAGCCAUGAGGCGCUCAUGAGAAAAGUUGAAAAGCUUCCUUGUGGUACAGACCAAGAUGACGAAACGCACGCUGGCAACAAGCCUGUUACGGAUCAGCUGGGAUUAAGCUUUCAUUCGCAUUUGCCUGAACUGCACAUAUUUCGGACGGAAGGGAAAUUCGGUAAUCAAGUUGAGAAAUCUAUCAAUGAUGUUUUCUCAGUUUCAGCGCCAGAAAUCAUUUCUUGUAGGCCGCAAACCCAUAUUUCUAAUAAGUAUGACAACUUCCCCCAUUCUUCAUUACUCACACAAAACCCGAAAGUUCAUGUGAGAGAAGUAUCUUUCCAAUGUCAUGAGAAAGAAGCCUCUAACUGUAGCUCUCUCUUGAGGAAACAUCAGAUAAUCCAUUUAGGAGAGAAACAAUAUGAAUGUGAUGUGUGUGGAAAGGCCUUUAAUCAGAAGCCAUACCUUGAAGGCCAUUGUAGAUGUCACACUCGUGAGAAAUCUUACACGUGUAAUGAGUGUGGCAAGAGCUUCAGUCAGAAGUCAACCCUUACACGCCACUCUAGACUUCACACUGGAGAAAAACCUUACAAAUGUAAGGAGUGUGGCAAAGCCUUUUGUCAGAAAUCAUCUUUUGUAUACCAUUGUAGACUUCAUACUGGAGAGAAACUUUACAAAUGUGAAGAAUGUGACAAAGUUUUUAGUCGCAAAUCAGACCUUGAAAAACAUAAAAUAAUUCAUACCGGAGAGAAACCAUACAAAUGUAAGGUGUGUGAUAAGGCUUUUGGGCGUGGUUCACACCUGAUGCAACAUUCUAGAAUUCACACUGGAGAGAAACCUUACAAGUGUAAGGAGUGUGGCAAAGCCUUUCGAGGGCAGUCAACACUUACUUAUCAUCAGUCCACCCAUGGUAUAGGGAAACUUUACAAGUGUAAUGAUUGUCAUCACGUCUUCAGUAACGCUACAACCAUUGCAAGGCAUUGGAGAAUCCAUAAUAAAGAAAGAUCUUACAAGUGUAAUAAAUGUGGCAAGUUUUUCAGACAUCGUUCAUACCUUACAGUUCAUCGGCGAACUCACACUGGAGAGAAACCUUACAAAUGUGAAGAAUGUGAUGCAGUUUUCAGCUGCAAAUCAAACUUUGAAAGACAUAGAAGAAUUCAUACUGGAGAGAAACCUUACAGGUGUAAGGAGUGUGGCAAGACCUUCAGUCAGAUGUCAUCCCUUACAUAUCAUCAUAGAAUUCAUACAGGAGAGAAACCUUACAGAUGUCAUGAGUGUGGCAAGACCUUCCAUCAGAAGUCAUCCCUUACAUGCCACCAUAGACUUCGUAUUGGAGAGAAACCUUACAGGUGUAACGAGUGUGGCAAGACCUUCCGACAUAAUUCAGCCCUUGUAAUUCAUAAGGCAAUUCACACUGGAGAAAAACCUUACAAGUGUAAUGAUUGUGGCAAGGUUUUUAAUCAACAAGCAAACCUUGCCUGUCAUCGUAGAAUUCACACGGGAGAGAAACCUUACAAGUGUAAUGAGUGUGGCAAGACCUUCAGUCAGAAGUCAUCUCUUAUAUGCCACCAUAGACUUCAUACUGGAGAGAAACCUUACGAGUGUAAUGAGUGUGGAAAGACCUUCCGUCACAAUUCAGCCCUUAUAAUUCAUAAGGCAAUUCAUACUGGAGAGAAACCUUACAAGUGUAAUGAAUGUGGCAAGGUUUUUAAUCAACAAGCAAACCUUGCACGUCAUCAUAGGCUUCAUACUGGAGAGAAACCUUAUAUGUGUAAUGAUUGUGGCAAGGUUUUUAAUCAACAAGCACACCUUGCACGUCAUCAUAGGCUUCAUACUGGAGAGAAACCUUACAAAUGUGAAGAAUGUGACAAAGUUUACAGUCGCAAAUCAAGUCUUAAAAGACAUAGGAGAAUUCAUACUGGAGAGGAACCUUACAAAUGUGAAGAAUGUGACAAAGCUUUCAGUCGCAAAUCAAACCUUGAAAGACAUAGAAAAAUUCAUACUGGAGUGAAACCUUACAAAUGUAAGAUUUGUGACAAGGCUUUUGGGCGUGAUUCACACCUGGCAGAACAUACUAAAAUUCACACUGGAGAGAAACCUUACAGGUUUAAUGAGUGUGGCAGAACCUUUAGUGCGCAGUCAACACUUAACACCAUGAAGCAAUCCAUGGUAUAGGGAAACUUUUCUAAUGUAAUGAUUGUCACCCAGUCUUCAAUAACGCUACAACCAAUGUGCAUUCUCCAAUGCAAAUCAUUGGAGAAUCCAUAAUGAAUGGAUUCUUGCAAGUGUAAUCAAUUUCACAAAUGUUUUAGACAUUGUUCAUACCUUUCAGUUCAUUGGCGAACUCAUACUCGAGAUGCCCCUUACAAAUGUCAUAACUGUGGCAAGGUCUUCAGUCAAUUUUCAUCUUAUGCAAAACAGAAAAAUUCAUACAGAAGAGAAACCUCACAAAUGUGAUUAUUGUGGCAAAGUCUUCACUGCACGUUCACACCAUAUUAGAUAUUAGAGAAUCCAUACUGGCAGAAAUCUUACAAAUGUCAUAAGUGUCACAAGGUCUUCAGGCACAGGUCACUGCUUGCAGAACAUUGGAAAAUUCAUUUUUGGCCGGGCAUGGUGGCUCUCGCCUGUAAUCCCAGCACUUUGGGAGGUCGAGGUGGGUGGAUCACGAGGUGAAGACAUCGAGACCAUCCUGGUCAACAUGAAACCCCGUCUCUACUAAACAUACAAAAAAUUAGCUGGGCAUCAUGGUGCGUGCCUGUAAUCCCAGUUACUUAGGGGACUGCGGCAGGAGAAUUGCCUGAACCCAGGAGGUGGAGGUUGCAGUGAGCCGAGAUCAUGCCAUUGCACUCCAGCCUGGGUAACAAGAGCGAAACUCCGUCUCAAAAAGAAAAAAAGAAUUCGUUUUUGAGAUAAUGUUCUUAGAUGCAAUGAGUCUAGCAAAUCAUCAAACAUUAAUUGACAUUAGAGUCAAUUCAGCAUUGACUUGAGUUUGAGUUGACUUAACAUUGAGAGUCAGCAUUAAUUGAUAUGAAAGUGUGUAUGUUAAGAGGAUUGGACUGGGUGGGGUGGCUCACAUCUGUAUUCUUAGCACUUUGGGAGGCAAAGACAGGUACAUCCUGUGUGUUUAGUUUGAGACCAGCCUGGGCAACAGAUGGAAGCCACUUUUCCCAGCCUGUGUUUUGUUUCUUUAGAAAUCUGAUAGAGGUUUUUGUGGGUAUUCUGUUGAAUCCAGAUCACAUUGGGUUUUACAGUCAUUCAAUAAUGUUUCUCCGAUUCAUCAAUAUGGGUUGUAUCUCUAUAUAUGUCUUUAAUCAUUUUGAUGAAUGUUUGUAGAUUUCAUGGUUCAAACUUCUCACCUUCUACAUUUACUCCUAAGUAUUUCUUUAAGUUCUCUAGCAAAUAGAACUGUGUUUUUAAUUUCUUUUAAAAUUGUUUACUGUUUUAUUUAAAUUCAGCAAAUUUGAAGUGCUAAAUUUGUUACACUAAUAUUUAGUGCAAUUACACUAAAUAUGUUUAUUUUACCAAUAAUAUUUUGGUUGAUUCUUUGAGAUUUUCUUUUCUUGCUUUUCUUUUCUUUCUUUUUUUUUUUUUUUUUUUUUAGAGGCAGUGUCAGUCUUGCUGCUCGAGCUGGAGUGCAAUGGUGUGAGCUUGGCUCACUGCAGCCACCGCCUCCUGAGUUAAGUGUUUCUCCUACCUCAGCCUCCUGAGUAACUGGAACUAUGGGUACCCCCUACCACGCCUGCUCCUUUUUUUGUAUUUUAAGUAGAGAUGCGGUUUUACCAUGUUGACCAUGUUGGUUUUGAACUUCUUUUUUUUUUUUUGCCAAUCAGUUUGAGCUUAUGAGGUUGCUCAGGUUAGCCUUGAACUGAUGACCUUGCCUUCGUGAGCACCAUGACCUCCGGCGGGAGCCACUUUGGACCCCGGUUUUAAACUUCUAACUUCAGGUGAUUUUCCCGUUUUAGCCUCCCAUAAUGCUGGGAUCACCGGUAUAAGCCACUGUGCCCAGCGAGUGAUUUUCUACAUAGAAAGUCAUGUCAUCUGCAACCACGCACACAGGCACACGCACACACACACACACACACUUUUUUUCUUUUUUUAAUUGACACAGAGUUUCGAUGUUGUUACCCAGACUGGAGUGCAAUGGCAAGAUAUCGGCUCACUGCAACCUCCGCAUUCUGGGUUCAGGCAAUUCUCCUGCCUCAGCCUCCUGAGUAGCUGGGAUUACAGGCACAUGCCACCAUGCCCAGCUAAUUUUUUAUAUUUUUAGUAGAGACGGGGUUUCACCAUGUUUAACAGGAUGGUCUCGAUUUCUUGACCUCGUGAUCCAUCCACCUUGGCCUCCCAAAGUGCUGGGAGUACAGGCGUGAGCCACCGUGCCCAGCCGAUGUUUCUUGAUCUUUUGAGAUGGUGCGGUUUUUAUCUGUCAUUCUGUGCAAAUGGUAUAUCACAUGGAUUUGAGUACAUUGAACCAUCCUUGCAGCCCAUGAAUAAGUAGAACUUGAAUAUGUACAAUUCCUUUUUGUAUUCCCUUGAAUACAGUUUGCUAGUACAAGGAUCUUCAAGAAGUUCAUGGAAAAAUACAUAAUUAUGAACAAUUUGUGCAUGAAUUUCACACUGGUUGCACCAAAACAGACCAGAAAAAACUUGUUAUAACAUGUCUGAACAGGCUAUAAUUUGAGGCACUCAGAAGGAUAAGACCAGAGUUUGAAAAGAGCCUGUAUGAGGGGAAUACAAAUUAUGCUAAAAUUGAAGCAAGGAGUAACAUUAAGUAUAUGAUACAAUCAGAUGCAGUGGCUCAGGCCUGAAAUUCCAGUGCUGUCAGAGGCUGAGGAAGGUGGUUUCCAUUAGCCUAGGGUUUCAAGACUAGCCUGGGCGACAGGGGGACCUCCUCUCUGCUAAAAAUUUACAAAAAAUUGGCCAAGUGUGGUGGUGCACACCUGUGGUCCCAGCUACUCAGGUUGCUCAAGUGGGAGGAUGGCUUGAACCAGGGAAUUCGACGCUGCAGUGAUUCCUGAUUUCCGCACUGUACUCCAGCUUGGGUGACAGAGCUGGACCCUGUCUCAAGCAAAUAAAUGAGAGGCAUAAUUUCUCCUUUGAAAUUAAAGGAAAAAGUUUUCUUUUGUCGCUUUUCUUAGGAUAUUUAUUAACAACCUUUGUAAAUGCAUUUUCUCUGUCUUCUGAAGUGGUACUUUUCAGACACUAAACGUUUUUUCAGUUUACAAAGGUGAUCUGAGGAUGUCUUCUUAAAGGACUUAGGAGUUCUGUCUUUGAAAUGCAAACAACAAGAAACAUAGUACCUCGCAGGGUGUGGUGGCUCAUGCCUAUAAUCCUUGCUUUUUGGGAGGCCGAGGCGGGUGGAUCACUAGGUCAAGAGAUGGAGACCAUCCUGGUCAUGGUGAAACCCCAUCUCUACUAAAAAUACAACAAAAUUAUCUGGGCGUGGUGGUGCAGCCUGUAGUCCCAGCUGCUCGGGAGGCUGCGGCAGGAGAAUUGCUUGAACGCAGGAGGCAGAGGUUGCGGUGAGCCGAGAUCGCGCCAUUGCACUCCAGCCUGGGUAAUAAGAGUGAAACUCCAUAUGAAAAAAAAAAAAAAACCAAAAACAUAGUACCUCUAUCUCAGUGGUAAAUUAAGUAACUCAAAAUUAGGUUGGGUGUGGUGGCUCACGCCUAUAAUUUCAGUUCUUUGGGAGGCUGAGGUACGGGGAUCACCUGAGGUCAGGGGUUCGAGACCAGUGUGACCAACAGAAUGAAAGCCCAUGUCUACUAGAUACAAAACAUUAGCCUGGUGUGGUGGCGCAUGCGUGUUUUUCCAGUGACUUUGGAGGCUGAGGCAGGAGUAUUGCUUGAACCCAGGAGGCAGAUGUUGCAUUGAGUGGAGAUUGUGCCAUUGCACUCUAGCCUGGGUAACGAGAGUGAAAUUCCAUCUUAAAAAAAAGAACACAGCCGGGCACGGUGGUGCAAGCCUGUAAUCCUAGCACUUUGGGAGGCCGAGGUGGGUGAAUCACGAGGUCAAGACAUGGAGACCAUCCUGGUCAACAUGGUGAAACCCCAUCUCUACUAAAAAUACAAAAAUGAGCUGGGCAUGGGGGUUCCCGCCUGUAAUCCCAGCUACUCGGGAGGCUGAGGCAGGAGAAUUGCCUGAACCCAGGAGGCAAAGGUUGUGGUGAGCCGACAUCGCAACAUUGCACUCCAGUCUGGGUAACAACAGCGAAACUGCAUCUCAAAAAUAAAAAAAAGAGGCAUGGCCCUCCUUUUUCAACAGUGAA
Molecule: messenger RNA, 10160 nt
Organism: Callithrix jacchus (white-tufted-ear marmoset)
Lineage: Eukaryota; Metazoa; Chordata; Mammalia; Primates; Cebidae
Source: RefSeq, a predicted model, not a curated record